GUCACUCUAUCUGCCCGGGGAACAAUCAGAGGCAGCGCGAGCGCCACUUGAAUGGAUUGUUGUCGGUGAAUAACUUUGCUCCUGGUUUCUCCCCUUUAGCCCUCCGCUCGUAUUUUCCGCAUUUCCCCCCUAAUAUUUACGAGUCCAAAUUGCACUAAAUGGUAUAUGAAGCACUUAACACCACUCGGAAAAGUGUGUUAGCAACAAACCCCUGAGGUCUGUGUGUGCGGCUUAACUUUUGCAAAGUGGGUGUCUUGGGAUCUGUUAAAAUCUGAAUGGACUAAUAUGAAGAGCCUGAAGGCAAAGUUUAGGAAGAGUGAUGUUCAUGCCUGUAUUGGAAGCGUGUGUGAUUACACGGGAUGAAUCUGUAUUGAGCCGUAGAGACUGGAGCCCACUCCAGUACUUCCAGCAGUACAUUGAUGACAAGGCCCAUGAAUGGAACAAGAACGAUGAGCGUCUCCUCAGUGCAGUGGAGCAUGGAGAGGCAGAUAAAGUCACCACCCUCCUGUCGAAGAAAGGAGCCUGUCCCACCAAGCUUGACAGUGAGGGCAAGUCUGCGUGAGUACUGGACACUGAGUCUGCAUGUAGCAGCCACACAAGGUCAAGCUGAGUGCCUUGCUGUCAUCCUGGCUCACGGGGCUGAUGUUUCUCUGCAGGACGCUUCAGGGUUUACUGCUUUACACCUUGCUGCCAAAAACAACCAUCCUGAGUGUGCCAAAAAGUUGCUUCAGACUAAGUGUGUGGUGGAUGCACCUGACAGCUCAGGGAAGAUGGCUCUUCAUCACGCAGCUGCCAGCGGAAACGCUGUGAUAGUUCAACUUCUGUGCGAGCACAAGUGUCAGGUCAAUCUUGAGGACUUGGACGGCUUGACGCCCCUGCUCUUGUCAGCUAGACAUGCGCAUGCAGAGGUCUGCCUGAGUUUAUUGGACUGGGGUGCUGACAUCAAUGCUAGAGACAAAAAUGGCAGAACCGCAGUGAUGUUGGCCAGUGAGAGCAGCUGUCCGGCCGCUGUCGAGUUUCUGGUGCAGAGGGGAGCUGACCUGCACAUGGUGGACUCGCUCGGCCACAACGUGCUCCAUUACGCCAAACUGUCUGGCAGCAGCGAGGUCCGAACCGUUCUCAACAAUGCCCUCCACAGACAGCAGUCGGAAUCAGGUAAUUUUAAAAAUAAGAAUUCAACGAGAACCCCUCAGCAUGGUCAAAAGUUAAAUGAGGACAGAAGCUCCACUCCCAAAAAGAGAAAAGCACCUCCUCCUCCCAUUAGCCCAAUCCAGUCGGCUGGUAUCAUCUCACCAACUUAUUUUACUCCAACUGAUACUCCUUUGUCCAGCAAAAGUGAUUCAUCCAAAAGAUUCAAUUACAAGAUGGAGCAGUCUGACAAUGCAAAUUUGUCGUUGAUUGCAGCCCUGCAAGCAAAGAUAGCCUCUCUCUCCCUGGAAAACCAGCAGCUUGCCCAAAUAAUAAAGAAACGUCCAGCUCCUCAAGGAGAGGAAGGCCAUGGAAAUUCCCGUCCAAACAGCAUCGAAUCCAAUGCCUCGUACCACUCCACCCGUGCUGAUUUUGAGCUCUCCAGCGACGUGCACAUCCACACGGAUGAAGAGGAUCUUUCGGAGAUGUCUGGUCUGGACAUUAGCAGUUCCUCAAUCAAACAUGAGAUGGAGGAGGAUGUGAGGUUGAGUACAGAUAAAGAAAUCGGACUGCUACGGGAUGCGCUGGAGAAUCUGCAGGCUAAACUUCUAGAGUCCAGAAUGGAAAACCACUCCCUUCAGGCCAGAAUCAACACUGACUUUGAGAAAAUUGAAGUUGCGUCUAAAAGCAUGGACGAAGAUACUCAAAAACACCAAGAAUCUUUGCAAGAGUUACAGCUGAGGGGAGAUUCUGUGAGUCCACAAGAAGACAAUGUGGUGCAGAAGUUUCAGUAUUUGAAAAGCUGCCUGGAGCAGGAGGUCAAAGAACUGAAGGGAAAGUUGGCCAGGUCACAGGAGGAGCAAAAGCAAGAUACUUGUUUGAUAAGGGAUCUUCAGGCUCAGCUCAAAAGUGUCAGCCUAUCCGAAGUUGAGCGUCAAGAACUAAAGAACACCUACAACGUUUUGGUGGAGAACAUCAACCAGGAGAAGACGCUGUUGAUUGAGAAGUACAAAGAGUCUCAAGAAGAGAUCAAGAUGCUCCAGGAGGCCCUUCGUGGCACUGUGCCAGUGGAGGCUGCUGCCAAAGACUUUGAGGAGAUGAAGGCAGAGCUUGGCGAGAUUAUCGAUGGGCUGCAGCGGCGGCUUUUGGAGCUCUCAAAGUCGUACAGUGAGGCCAAAAGCGAGCUUAGCGCUGCCCGCAACCAGCUGCAGGCCAAAGAAUCAGAGCCUAAGGACAAGGCAGACGUGGUCUGUGUCACCAAGGAGGAGCAUGAGCAGAGAAUUCAAGAGCUGACGUUCAAGAUGAAGGACAUGCAGAACAUUGUGAAGGACACUGAGGCUAAGCAUCAAGCGGCGCUAAAAGAAAUAGACCAGGUUAAACAAGAUGCCGAAAACCAGGCUCAAUCUUCUGUAGCCAUUGCAGACCACACACAGGUCGUGGCAUCCUUGGGGAACGCUAUCAAGAACCUAGAGUUGGAAGUUGAAGUUCUUAAAGAGCAGCUCGCCCAGAAGACCUUGCAGGUGGACGCUUUGCAGAACAGACAGACAGUUGAGAAGGAUGUAACUCCAGAUGAUUCAUUAUCCCGGCAGGAAUAUGAGCAGAUGAGGGAGACGCUGGAGGGUGAGAUAAGUCACCUGAACCACCUACUGAAGGAUGCUCUCAGGAAACAGGAUGAGAUGGCCCUAGAGGUGACCGCUGCUUGGCAGGAGGUGAGGGACGGCAGGAAUGAGAGAGAAGCGGCGCAGGAGCUGGCGGUUUGCAGGGAGCAAGAGUGCAGUGCAUUGAAUACCAGGUACAAGGAGGCUCAGGAUAUCAUUGUCCAGCUGAAGAAGCAGGUUGAGAACCAUGUUAUCUCAGAGAGAGAGAAGAAUAAAAAGAUUGAUGAGCUCUCAAAAGAAAUCAUGAAGUUGAAGGAUGCUCUGAACAGCCUGUCACAGCUGUCGUACACCACUAGCACCCCUAAGAGACAACAGAGCCAGCAGGUGGACUUGCUCCAGCAGCAGAUCAAACAACUGCAAUAUCAGCUUUCUGAGUCCAAGAAACGCCAUCAUGAAAUUGUCUCAGUCUACCGGAUGCACCUUCUUUAUGCUGUCCAGGGCCAGAUGGAUGAAGAUGUGCAAAAGGCUUUGAAACAGAUACUUGUAAUGUGCAAAAUGCCAACCGAGGCCAAGUAAAGGAGCCAGUACUGCAGUUGUUCAUGAUUUGCCAAAAAACAAUGAUCAAAGGAAAUUCAUCUGAGAACUAAAGCCCAGAAUCCAUCAAUCAGAAUGACACAUGUAGUCAAGCAUUGCAAUUGAAAUCGUCAUUGGCUUUCCCCAGAUAUUUUUGAAACUUACA
Rhinichthys klamathensis goyatoka is the source of this 3465-nucleotide messenger RNA. It is a transcript of the gene rai14, whose product is annotated as retinoic acid induced 14. Gene Ontology annotation, molecular function: actin binding. NCBI's taxonomy places the organism in Eukaryota, Metazoa, Chordata, Actinopteri, Cypriniformes, Leuciscidae. The transcript has 18 exons. The record is from RefSeq and is a predicted model, not a curated record. The coding region runs from base 420 to 3302 and encodes 960 amino acids.